This is a messenger RNA of Cylas formicarius (sweet potato weevil), 3966 nucleotides long. RefSeq lists its product as uncharacterized. NCBI's taxonomy places the organism in Eukaryota, Metazoa, Arthropoda, Insecta, Coleoptera, Brentidae. Bases 2934 to 3875 code for a protein of 313 amino acids. The transcript has a single exon. The record is from RefSeq and is a predicted model, not a curated record.
GUUAUUUUUUAUUAUUAUUAAAACUGUUUCUUUAGAUCACAAUACACAUAGAAUAAUUUCAUUGUAUGAUCCCAAAAAAAUUGGGAUAAAUACAACUAAACAAAAUAUACAUUCAAGAAGGAUAAAUAUUUAUGUAGAGACAAUACACACACAUUAUUUAUAAAAUAUAAGUACAAAAAAAGUCACACGCUUUAUUUCACAAUAAAUCCUUCAUUCCAUGUUCUCAAUGUCCGUUUAAAUUCACCCAAGAAAUUCGUCACUUACACUGUGUGUAUGUGUCUGUCUGUGUUAAAUGAGAAAAAAUUUGGUAUUUAGAUGCAUAAUGCCUUAAAGCUACUAAAAUUAAAUUAUCAGGGGUGGACUAAGAAACAUUUUAGAAAAACCAUUUCUUUUUAUUUCUUUUCUAUAAGAUUGGAAAAAAAAAUGUACAAAAUGUGGUAGGGUACAAAAUGAGUUUCCUCGAAAUUCAAUCGUUUCAUCUACAUUUUAUACAAAACGUCUUAAUUUUAAGAUUAUUGUAUUGUAAUAUUAUAUCAAAGUCUCAAACAGGAACUAGCUUCUAUUAAGCAUUCUAAUACCUCAUAAAAAGCUAAAAUAGAAGAAGGCAAAUUUCAGUAUUUCUUUUCUAUAAGAUUGUAAAAAAAAUGUACAAAAUGUCGUAGGGUGGAAAAUGAGAUUCCUCGAAAUUCAAUCGUUUCAUCUACACUAACGUUUUAUACAAAACGUCUUAAUUUUAAGACUAGUGUAUUGUAAUCUUAUCUCAAAGUCUCAAACAGGAACAUGCUUCUUUUAAGCAUUCUAAAAUCUCAUAAAAAGCUAAGAUAGAAGAAGGCAAAUCGUUUUUCUCAAAUAUCGAGAAAUUUUAACUCAAAGUUGUAAAAUACGUAUUUAAAAUUUGAAUGUUAAUAGCAGUAUAUUUGGACAACUUGUAUAUAAAACAACGAAGAAAUUAAUUUUGAUAAUAGCUUACAGUGAGAAAGUCACCACCAUCUACAACGAAAUUGAUUUAAAAAUGCCCCUACUAGCCUUUUUGGAUUCAUUUUGAGGUGAAAGGAAUAGUACCAUUUGACUAUUCAGUUUGAAAUAGUAUAAUUUUGUUUUUUGUAAGUGUGUUCUGCAUGAACUGAUUUUUUUUCAGCAAUAGCAACAGCUUAUAGAAAUAUUGAACCUGGGAGUUAAUAUGUUUCUCUGAGGUACAGUAAUAUGAAAGCUUUGCACUUAAGAUGUAACAUGUAAACCUUGUUUUCAUUCAGAAUUUUGUGUUAUUUCCUGUUGGCGAAACUUUCAUCGGGAUUUCCACGUUUUAACCUUUUAGCAAUUAGCAGGUGCUGCAUGACACCUUUCGAAGAAAUUGAUUCUCUUAAUGUUUGCUGCUGUCGCUGACUAACAAACCAUGACUUGUAUCGAUCGCUUAGUCACAGAGUCGCUAAUUGAUAAUAAUUAUAGAAAGCCGUCACUGCCGCUUCCGCAAGCUCGACCACGCGCUGGACGCUUAGAUUUUGUUUGAUUGGUGUGGUUACUAUUAUUACUGAACUAAACCGGCAAACGAUAGAUGUUUUUUACUUCCUAUUAGAAACAAAUUAUUUUCCCUACCAAUAAUUAUAAAAUUAAAACAGCCAGCAAUCACAAUCUAAAAUUGGGAGCGCACAUUUGAAGAUUAAAUAGGUUUUUUAAUUCCAGGACUAGUACUAGCAACGACAUUGAUUUUAAUUUAAAAAAUACAGAUCAGAAAUCAUUGUUUCGAGUAUUCAGACUGAAGAAUAUUGAUGUCGACUUUUUAAGAAUUUUUUUCACCUUCCUAGAUAAAUUAUAUUAUCGCGAUGAUAAAAUUUUACGAAGUUUUAGCACCUAUUCGAGAGAUCAGGGAAAAAGGGAAAUCUUGGCUUACUAGUACGCUACAAAAGAUAAUCAAAUGUGAUGUGAUGAUGAAUAAAACUGCAUAAAAUUCAACACAAAACACUAUAAUCAUUCCAAGCAAACAAGAAAUCAAACAAUCAUCGCAGUUAACAUGGAAAAAAAAUAAGCUUUGUAUUGUCAAGUCAAAAGUCAAGUCAAAGUCAAGUCAAAGUCAAAAGUCAAGACUGCUGUUGAUUGAUGUUCUUUAUGAAAAGUCCAGUUAGUGUUUAAUGUGCAAUUCUGAAGCAAAAUACGUAUACUAAUUAUAUAUGUGUCCCUCUUUCUUAUACGUAUGUCCUAUUAUUCUGUAAUUUGGGUAUUCAGCAUUAAAUAAAUGCAGAACGACUAUUUUCUAUAUUUCGUGUUUCAACAAUAUGCAAACUAUAACUGGAUUGAUUCACUUGAAGGGCGUUGCUGCAGCCUUUGAAGAACUAACAAAGAGUGAGUUGGAUAGGUGAUAAUGUCUGACAAAUAUCUCAUAUUUUAGGAUAGAUCGGAUUCUACAGAAAAUAAUAAGCAAAAUAUUCCAAAACAAUUAAUACAAAAUUUGAUAUUUACAUUUACAUUUAAAAAAAUUCUUAACAGACAUUAAGGACAGUUUCUUGGAUUUUCUUUAUAGUAACGUAAUGAAACAUCGGGUAUUCGUAAAAUACAUUCCUAAUAUUCAAUAAACAGUAAAGGAGGAGAUUUGCUAAAAUUUUAACUAUUAAUUAGUUUUAGAAACGUUGCUAUUGCUAAUUCUCGAAGAAUAUCCAUAAGUUUACCUUACUAUACUUGACUGGUUUUGGUUAACUUCAAAUGUCUUAAGACGUUAAAUCCCGUCAGGAAUAAUUAUCGACCAUAUGAGGAAGACUAUUCUUCCUAUGUCACGCGUGUCGCGUUUUUUUUAUCUAUAAUGAUAUCAAAACAAGACAAUACUAAAAGGCAAUGUCGCUCCUGAAGGAUAAACAAAUUAAAAUGAUAUAUUAUUACGGCCGAUUGUGAAGAUAACAAGCCGCGACGCUCAAAAUGUUUGUAGUCGAUUAGCGAACUGCGUCAUGAACAUAUUCGUGGCCGUUAUACUUGGGGUUAUUUUUCCUCCUAACGCGCUUGCCGCCAUGAGCAUGCUUAACCAGAACUCUAUAAAAGAAUCCAUUUCCGAAUGCAUGAUCAAGGGGGUGGAAUACUACGCUCCCACGCAGAAAACGAUAUUCGUUUCGGUGUCAGUAUCGAAAGACGAUUACAAAGAUAAGGCCACGGUCGUGUCUAAGACGGUACUGCUAAGUGGGAUUUCGAGGAGGCGACUUUGGAAAGUCCUCGUGGUAAACCCCAGAAAGACCAAACUCUCCAAUUCGGAAGACCUGUCCAAGAGUUUGCUGCGUAUGUUUAUCGUUUACUUUCACGACCGAGGCGAGAUAGAGGACAUCCUAAAUCGUUUGGAGAAGGAAAGCGUUCUGAAUCCGCACGCCAAAUUCUUGGUGGCGUCUCCGAUGAUUUUUGAAAAUAACUCCGCCAUCGCCGAGGAAGUUUUCGUAGCUUUGGCCAAACGAAACGUUCUGAACGCAGUUCUCUUACUCGCGGAUCACCUAAACAUUGCUCGUUUUGAGAUAUACAGUUGGUUCCCAUUCGAGGAGGGCGAUUGCAACCAAGACAAAAUAGACAACCUGAACUUGAUCGACAAUUGCACGUACGGACAUUUCGAGAGAAACGCGUCAUGGUAUACCAACAAGGUGCCGGCGCGAUUCAAGAAGUGCACCAUGCUUGUGGUUUACGCCAGGGUCCCGCCGUACGUUUUAAACAUGGAUAUGGUGACGAGUUUGGAGGACAGUAACGAUAACCAUGGGGUGGAGAUAAGCCUCAUAAGAAACCUGGCAAAGAUGUUGAACAUCUCGCUAGUUUUCCAGGAGUCUCCGAUUCUAGGAACGGUUUAUCGGAACGGGACAGCUACAGGUAAUCCAAACGAUAUGGGGCACUUGUAUUUGCCACCUCGGUAUCAUUAGGUAUGAGGACAAUGGAACCUUCGAAUUGGUAUCCGAUUUUUCAUUUUUAAAAUCGAGCAAUUAUUUAUUUUUUCGAAAAAUUUUUAUAUAA